AUGUCGAACGAAUUGGCGGCGACCCUGCGGCAGGAUGAUGAGGAGGAUGUUUUUCUGCGGCCUCCGUCAAAGGGAUUGUCGUCGGUGGAGGCGGAUCGACUCCUUGACCAUCAUGGGCGCAAUGAGCUUCCACACAAGACUGUACCUGGCUGGCUUAUUUUUGUGCGCUGUUUGUGGGGUCCAAUGCCCAUCGCCAUUUGGUUAGCCGUUACCAUUGAGUUUUCUCUUCAAAAUUUUCCCGAUGGUGGCAUUCUACUUUUCAUUCAGUUUGCCAAUGCCACAAUCGGCUGGUACGAAACAACUAAGGCCGGUGAUGCGGUGGCGGCACUUCGUGACUCAUUGAAGCCCCUGGCAACGGUCAUGCGUGAUGGAGUGUGGCAGAACAUUGACGCGGCGCUUGUGGUGCCAGGAGACCUUGUGAAACUUGCCUCAGGCUCCGCGGUUCCCGCUGACUGCACCAUCAAUGAGGGAACCAUUGACGUGGACGAGGCGGCGCUCACGGGUGAGUCGCUGCCGGUGACGAUGGGAACGGAACAAAUGCCAAAGAUGGGCUCCACUGUGGUGCGAGGGGAGGUGGAUGGCACAGUGCAGUUUACAGGUCAAAAAACGUUUUUUGGCAAAACAGCGUUGCUUUUGCAGUCCGUUGAAUCCGAUCUUGGCAACAUUCACUACGUGCUGGUACGAGUCAUGUCCGUUCUGACAUCGUUUUCACUUGUAUUGUGUAUUAUCUGCUUUGUUUAUCUUAUGGAACAUUACAAGAUGAACUUUUCUGAUUCUCUGGAGUUUACCGUUGUGUUGCUUGUCGUGUCGAUCCCAAUUGCCAUCGAAAUUGUCGUCACAACCACGCUUGCGCUGGGGUCAAAGGAGCUGUCAAAGAAGAAGGUGAUUGUCACCCGCCUCUCCUCGAUUGAAAUGAUGGCCGCGGUCAAUAUGCUUUGCUCUGACAAGACUGGAACAUUGACACUGAACAAGAUGGAAAUUCAGGAGCACUGUCAUGUUUUCAGUAAGGAAUACAACCGUGAGAGUGUGCUCGUCUUGGCGGCUCUUGCAGCCAAGUGGCGUGAGCCGCCACGUGAUGCGCUUGACACGAUGGUGCUGAGCGUGGCUGACCUGGAUAAGUGUGACAGGUACACACAGCUGGAGUUUGUUCCUUUUGACCCUCGCAUUAAGCGCACAGAGGCGACCCUCCGCGGUCCCGACGGUCUUGUUUUCAAAGUAACCAAGGGCGCACCAAACGUUGUCUUGCAGCUGGUGCACAACCGCGACGCCAUUAAGGCUCAGGUUGAGGGCAUCAUUGAGGACUUGGGUCGGCGUGGCAUCCGUUGCCUCACAGUUGCUCGCACUAAGGAGGACCAGCAAUGGCAUAUGGCGGGUAUUUUGACCUUUCUGGAUCCUCCGCGUCCCGACACAAAGGAGACUAUCCGCCGCAGUAGGGAGUAUGGCGUUGAUGUGAAAAUGAUUACGGGUGACCAUCAACUCAUUGCAAAGGAGAUGGCUCGUAUGCUUGACAUGGACACAAAUAUCUUGACCGCCGAGGGGUUGCCAAGAUUUCCCGCAAGUGGAGACCCAAAGGAUAUUCCAUCGACACUCGGUGAGUCACAUGGUGACAUGAUGUUGGCUUGCGGAGGUUUUGCCCAUGUGUACCCGGAGCAUAAAUAUAUGAUUGUGGAAACGCUACGACAACGCGGAUAUACGGUGGCAAUGACAGGGGAUGGCGUCAAUGAUUCUCCCGCACUGAAGCGCUCUGACGUUGGCGUUGCCGUGGAUGGUGCCACUGACGCCGCUCGAGCCGCAUCAGACAUGGUGUUGACGGAGCCCGGUUUAAGUGUCGUUGUGGACGCGAUGCUUAUUGCGCGUGGAGUUUUUCAACGCAUGCUAUCUUUUCUAACGUAUCGUAUUUCUGCAACUCUACAGCUUGUGUUAUUUUUCUUUAUUGGCGUCUUUGCCCUUCCGUGCCAGGACUACGGUGUGGAGGAUCCAGACUUCCGCUUUUUUCGCAUCCCGGUCUUGAUGUUCAUGCUUAUUACACUGCUGAAUGAUGGGACUCUGAUGACGAUUGGAUACGACAACGUUGUGCCUGAUCAACGUCCUCAGCGCUGGAAUCUGCCUGUGGUGUUUACCAUUGCCGCUGUGCUUGCCUGUGUGGCGUGUGCGUCGUCCUUGCUCUUGCUCUGGAUGGCACUGGACUCUCACGACACCUCCUCGUGGUUCCACAAUUUUGGCAUUCCGCCUGUUUCCGAGGGUCAGAUUGUGACAAUGUUGUACCUUAAGGUCUCCAUCUCCGACUUUCUAACGCUCUUCUCGUCGCGUACCGGCAACAAUUGGUUCUGGUCAUUCCGCCCUAGCCUCGUCCUCAUCCUCGGCGCCGUCGUUUCACUGGGGUUGUCCUCUUGUGUCGCCUCCUUUUGGCCGGACGGGAAACUAGACAACGUCGUCGUCGUUGGCCUUUCACACGGUGAUAGCCAGGCGCACCGUCUGCUGCCCCUCUGGGUUUGGGUUUGGUGCGUCGGGUGGUGGUUCGUGCAGGAAAUCGCCAAGAUGCUGGCGUACAAGGUUCUGGAGGUGUUUGACGUAUUUAAUUAUCGCACCAUUGCGGAGGGCAGAUGGAAGCCAUCGGCGAAGACGAGAUUCCGGCGUCGCUCACGCGGAAUGAGUUUGGGUGCCACCGACAACGUUGAGCAGCCCCUUUUGUCAUAA
Messenger RNA from Trypanosoma rangeli, 2697 nucleotides. Its product is annotated as P-ATPase family transporter: proton. Gene Ontology annotation, molecular function: ATP binding; ATP hydrolysis activity; P-type proton-exporting transporter activity. Bases 1 to 2697 code for a protein of 898 amino acids. Gene Ontology annotation, cellular component: plasma membrane. The transcript has a single exon. The record is from RefSeq and is a predicted model, not a curated record. NCBI's taxonomy places the organism in Eukaryota, Euglenozoa, Kinetoplastea, Trypanosomatida, Trypanosomatidae. Gene Ontology annotation, biological process: regulation of intracellular pH; proton export across plasma membrane.